Messenger RNA from Magnolia sinica, 1440 nucleotides. RefSeq lists its product as uncharacterized. Gene Ontology annotation, cellular component: Golgi membrane. Lineage: Eukaryota; Viridiplantae; Streptophyta; Magnoliopsida; Magnoliales; Magnoliaceae. The record is from RefSeq and is a predicted model, not a curated record. The transcript has 10 exons. Bases 123 to 869 code for a protein of 248 amino acids.
CUCUCUCUCUCCUCCCUCCAUGAGAAAGAAAGGAAGAUUACUCGUGCAGUAAAAGAAGAAGAAGAAGGCAGGGGAGAGAAGAAAACCAGAUCGAUCUUGAUCUUGAUCGGAGGAAGAGACACAUGCUGCCCACCGUCUCCAAAGGGCGCACGCCCUCUAACGUGCGCCCCAGCCCUAUGUUACCACAGUACCUUCGCAGGAUUGUCAAGUGGCAACAAAUGGAUAUUGAAUAUACAUUCUGGCAAAUGUUUCAUCUAUGCACCUCACCAAAAGUUGUCUAUCAGCACACCAAGUAUCACAAGCAAACGAAGAAUCAGUGGGCACGAGAUGAUCCUGCCUUUGUUGUAAUUUGCAGCCUCCUUCUGGCAGUUGCAACUUCGGCUUAUUGUGCAGCGUAUGACAAAAGCAUUGGCCAUGCUGUUUUCACAGUUCUUUCGGUGGUGGCUUUUCAUUUUCUAAUAGUCGGAAUAAUUUUAGCUACAUGUUGUUGGUUUCUGACAAACACCUACCUUCGUGAAGAGGCUUCAAAUAGUCAUGUUGUUGAGCAACGCGUUGAAUGGCUGUACGCUUUCGAUGUGCACUGCAACUCUUUCUUCCCCACAUUCGUUUUGCUUUAUGUGAUUCAAUACUUUCUAUCACCUCUCUUAGUCGCUCACGGCUUCAUUCCCGUUCUGCUAUCAAACUUGCUUUUUAUGGUGGCCAUCGCUUACUACCACUAUCUCAACUUUCUAGGAUAUGAUGUACUGCCAUUCUUGGAAAGGACCACUUUUUUCUUGUACCCAAUCGGUUUCAUCAUCAUCCUCUCCCCGCUUUUGAUCCUUAGCGGCUUCAAUCCAACAAGAUACAUUAUGAGCAUCUACUUCGGCUAAUAGGCCACAAUGUCCUGAGGUGGGUUGAUAAACAUCCUGGAUACCAGAGAGAGGAUACACUAAUAAAUUGCAGAUCAAUUUUAGGAAGGCCGCGAAAGGGAGAAAGGCCUUCUUGAAUGCGUGGUUCUUUAACACGCAAAGGAUAAUGCCGGGAUGUCCAUCAAAGUCUCUUUGCAGUUUCUUUGUAGCAUUGGAUGUCCAUCGAAAUGCUUUUGGGUAUUAAUGGGAGGCACUUCCUUGCAGUCUAAUAUCGUCAUUUGUGCCUUUUACUGCUGCAUGUGAAUGCUCUCUAGCAGGUUCUAAGGUCUUACAAAAUGUUUGGCAUUGAAAGAUGAAGGCUCAUUCAUACUAAAAUUAGGAUGUGUUCGUCUUGAACAUUCACUUGUAGCAUACCUUAUAUUGACAGAAUGUAAUUGCUACAGAGGCCUGAAAAUUCAGUCAGGGGGUGUGAAGGAUUUUGUGGAUUUUGCAUUGACCUAGCAUUACAUUUCUGUCAGUGUAAACAUGAUUGUUAUUGCAAUCAGUGUGUCACACUCUUCUAUUUUGCUUCAAAGAAACCUGAUUUCAUAUA